Hemiscyllium ocellatum (epaulette shark) is the source of this 4450-nucleotide messenger RNA. It is a transcript of the gene vps35l, whose product is annotated as VPS35 endosomal protein sorting factor like. Gene Ontology annotation, biological process: endocytic recycling. The transcript is spliced from 31 exons. The record is from RefSeq and is a predicted model, not a curated record. Bases 71 to 3001 code for a protein of 976 amino acids. Lineage: Eukaryota; Metazoa; Chordata; Chondrichthyes; Orectolobiformes; Hemiscylliidae. Gene Ontology annotation, cellular component: endosome.
AUGGCGCGCCCCGCCUGACCCAAUGUGUUCAAAGGUCAGAGUGUGUGAGUAGUGGCACGUGACUGGCAAGAUGGCUGCUGUGUUGUGGCACUCCAGAGACAGGAAUUACAAAGCAGAGUUCAAGUCAUGCUGCUUCGAGGCUGUACCUCUUGAAUUUGGUGACUUCCAUCCUCUGAAACUUAUUACAGUCACUGAGUCAAAGACUAAGAAAAUAGUGCGUAAAGGAAGUACUUCUUCGACAUCAUCUUCAUCCUCCAGUUCGAUGAUGGACCCUCUGAGCAGCAUGCUGGAUGGGAGUGAUCCUCUGUCACAGUUCGUUGCAACAGCAGAUCCUCUGACGUCUGCAGUCAUGGGAGCAGGAAAAAACAAUGCCAACAUGGAUCCUGGUAAGAAACAACGUGACAAAGCAGAGGACACAGCAGUUGGGAGUGACUUUGAGCCAUGGUCUGGAAAACGCACCUAUAUACUUACACGGUACACGACUACAGAAAAACUUUCCAUUAAUUUAUUUAUGGGAUCUGAGAAAGGUAAAGCCACAAGUCCUGGAUCUGCCGUUUCAGAAAAAGUGAGGACUCGUUUAGAAGAGUUGGAUGACCUGGAGGAGGGGUCUCAGAAAGAGCUGUUAAACUUGACACAGCAGGAUUACAUCAACAGGAUUGAAGAAUUAAAUCAGUCACUAAAAGACGCAUGGGCUACAGAUCAAAAAGUGAAAGCACUGAAAAUAGUUAUACAGUGCUCAAAGCUGCUGUCCGAUACUACCGUGAUCCAGUUUUACCCAAGCAAAUUUGUUUUGAUUACUGAUAUUUUGGAUACCUUUGGUAAACUAGUGUACGAAAGGAUUUUAUCCAUGUGUGGAAGUAGUCGUGUUUCCCUUCCUGGAAUCCCUGUGUCAGAUACCUUUGGUCCAGAUGAAGUGAAUGAGACUGCAAAAGAAACUUGUUUGAACUGGUUCUUCAAGAUUGCCUCCAUCAGGGAGCUCAUUUCCAGAUUUUAUGUGGAGGUGGCCAUAUUAAAAUGUAAUACAUUCCUUUCUAAAACUGGGAUCUCUGAGACUCUCCCUCGGUUGACCUCUAUGAUAAGAGGCAUUGGUGAUCCAUUGGUUGCUAUCUAUGCGAGAGCAUAUCUUUGCAGGGUUGGAAUGGAAGUGGCACCACAUUUGAAAGACAACUUGAAUAAGAACUUUUUUGAUUUCCUCUCCACAUUUAAACAAAUUCAUGGCGAAACCGUUCAAAACCAGCUCGCUGUGCAGCGGGUGGAAAUCCCAGUCUACCUUACACUAUAUUCUCCUGCUAUAGACUGGAUUCUUCAAUGUAUUGCAUACAGAGCACCAGAGACUUUACUGACAGAAAUGAUGGACAGAUGCAAGAAACUUGGAAACAAUGCUUUGCUGUUGAACUCUGUAAUGUCAGCAUUUAAACCGGAAUUCAUUGCGGCAAGAUCUAUGGAUUUCAUUGGAAUGAUAAAGGACUGUGAGGAGUCUGGCUUUCCCAAGCAUCUUCUUUUCCAAUCCUUGGGGUUGAACUUGGCUUUGGCUGAUCCACCUGAGAAUGACAGACUGCAAAUUCUUAAUGAAGCUUGGAAGGUUAUUACCAAACUUAAGAAUCCACAGGAUUAUGUUAACUGUGCUGAGGUUUGGAUAGAAUAUACAUGCAAGCAUUUCUCAAAACGAGAAGUUAAUACUGUGCUAUCAGAUGUCAUUAAGCAUUUAACUCCAGAUCGAGCUUUUGAAGAUGCUUACCCACAGCUUCAAUCAAUUAUAGCAAAAGUACUAGAUCAGUUUCAUGACUUUGCGGUUCUAUUUUCAAUGGAGAAGUUCCUCCCUUUCCUUGAUAUGUUCCAAAAAGAGAGUGUCAAAGUGGAGGUCUGCAAAUCAAUUAUGAAUGUUUUUAUUAGGCAACAGCAAGAAUUGACCCGUGACCCUGUCAUUCUUAAUGCUCUGAUGCAUAUUUGCAAGACAAUGCACGACUCUGUCAAUGCUUUAACAUUGGAAGAUGAAAAACGGAGUUUGGCCAUUUUAAUCAGUGGAUUUAUCAGAAUGGUUUCAUUUGGUCGUGACUUUGAGCAGCAGCUAAGCUUGUAUGUGGAAGCCCGAUCCACCUUCUGCAACUUGGAACCUGUCCUUAUCCAAUUGAUCCAUAGUGUGAAUCAGCUUGCAAUGGAAACAAAGAAAGUAAUGAAAGGCAAUCAUUCCAGAAAGACAGCAGCAUUUGUGCGGGCUUGUGCUGCAUAUUGUUUCAUUACAAUUCCAUCGCUGACGAGUAUCUUUGCACGUCUUAAUCUCUACUUGCUCUCUGGUCAAACAGCUCUUGCAAACCAGUGCCUUUCGCAAGCUGAUGCUUUUUUUAAAGCAGCUAUCAGCCUUGUUGUGGAAGUACCAAAAAUGAUAAACAUAGAUGGAAAAAUGAGAACGUCUGAAGGGUUUCUUCUGGAAUUCCUGAAUAACUUCUUUUCCACGUUAUUGAUUGUACCUGAUCACCCAGAGCAAGGUGUCUUGUAUUUGGUGAGAGGCCUUUUGAAUGUGAUCCAGGACUACAUUUGGGAAGAUCAUUCUGAUUCAAAAGUACGAAUCUAUAUAAAUGUUUUGCAUUUGUUGGCUGCAGCAAGUCAAGAAACUUAUCUUUAUCAUGUGGGAAAAGUGGAUUCCAAUGAUAAUCUCUACGGCAGUGACCCCAAAUUCUUGGCUGAAAUUAAUAAACUUGCUGAAACUCUGAUUGGACAAAUCUUAGACCAUCUCAAGACUCUUGGAAAAGAUGAGACUUUGAAGCGACAAAGUGCUUUGGCGUUAUCCUUGUUUAACAGCAUACUCGCCCAUGGAGAUCUGCAAAACCAUAAACUUAAUCAGCUGACAAUAAAUUUGUGGAAUCUUGCUCAAAAACAUGGGUUUGCUGACACCAAGAUCAUGGUGAGAACAUUAGAACACAUCAAACGUCAAAGUAAACAACCAAGCAUGAGUCAUUUUGCAGAUUUAAUGUUGAGGCUUCCACUCCAGUCCCGGACCUAAAUACUAUCACUUGUUUGUGCUCCACAAAAGCACAGCUGCCAUUGAGAUGAUGUCUGUCUCUUGAUACGGAAAAUCACUAAAAUAUACCAAGAUCGUGCUUUAUUAAGCGAUACUUUACUGCAAGUGGCCAACUUAAAAACAAAAAUGCACCUAAGUUCAGAAUGACAAGUGUUAGAUAUUAACUCGAGGAGCACCGUCCUCUUUCCACAUGAAAACAGAUGGAGAAUCUAUUUUGGGAGACUAGGUGAAUGUUCAGUGCAGGAGAAAACGAUCGCUAGUUUUGGUGAUUGCUGUAUACUUGAUCAAAAUCCGAGCAAAUUUGUACUGUACCAGGUGCAGGAGAAAAAAUGGGGACAAUGAGAUCCAAGAAGUUUGGAGAGAAAUUAAGUAUUGAAUUAAUAUUGACAUCUAAAAUUUGGAGUUAUGCACAGUCCAUAAUUAGUUAGCACUUGUAACGUCUUGAAAUUAAUAUUGAUCAUCUAAACCAAGGUAUAUUUAUUAAGCAGAAUAUUGACCGUGGAAACAGUAAAUCAGUUCUCUGAAAUGUAUCAUUAUUCAGUUCAUUACAUUAUGUGCAGUAAUUGUAUCCAAUAUCUGUAGAAUACAUUCGAAUAUUUUCCCCACUCAAUACAUGGGUGAUUUUAUUUUGGUCCUCCAGCUGAAAUUUCAAGCUUGUAAUUUGACAGUGAAGAUUUGUUGCAUUAAUUCAGAUAAGUAGAAGUAGAUUUUAAGUUUUCUGUAAGUUCGUCUUCAUUUAUUUUUUCUAGUCUUUCAAAAAGCUGUGAAUAUAAAAGAUCAGCAUAAAUUUUGAACAAUUGAUCAACUGCAAAUUGCGAAACACUGGUUUAUUUGGCCUUUGUUGUCCUGUCUCAGCUGAGAAUUGUUCAACGUUCAUGAAAUUACUCAGUUUAUGUACUUCUGCAUGGGCAUUCCAAAAAGGUGUAACUAAAGUUUGCAGAUUAUCCUUAUUCUUUAGGUAUUUUUUCAGUUAAGGUAUUCUGGGGAAAGAUUUUCUUUUGAAAAUUUAUUUAACACACAGGCUUACAAUUUCACUAAAACUGGGAAAGGAGUAUUUCCUUCCCCCUGUCAAUUAGGGGACACGACAUUUGUGCAUAAACUUGAAAUAGUUUUCAUAUUUCUUGUUUGGAACGUGUCUGGUAAAUGGCACUUUUUGGAAAAUAUUUAACUCCCUUUCAUGGAGCAAUUACAACAUAUUUUCUAAAACAUAAUUGCUUUGAAAUUAAAUCGUAAACUAAGGAUGAUGCCUUAUACUCACUAUAAUUUAUUUUUAAAUGGAUUUAAAACAAACUAAAAUAGUGUCUUGUCUGCAGUUCUCAGUAUCUGUGCUGGUAAAUUCAAAGUGAUGGAUAUACAUAACAUGCUCUUGUUUAAUACGUGUUUCACUUACUGUAAAAUAACAACCAUUUAUGUACAGACAAAAAUAAACUA